GUUUCAGGAGACAGAAUUUCCUCCCAUUCAUGAAUUUUAUAGUACUCUUAAAAGUAAAAUCUCACAAGAUGAUUACAAACACGCUCAGAAAGUAUGGAAGAAAUUCAGAUGUAAAAAUCUAGGUAAAUACUAUGAUCUCUAUCUUAAAACUGAUAUACUUAGUCUAGCAGAUAUCUGGACAGAGUUUCAAAAAAUGUCUAUAGAAUAUUAUGAACUUGAUCCCAGUCACUAUGUUUCUGCCUCAUCACUAUUCUGGAAUGGUAUGCUUAAGAUAUCAGGAGUUAGGAUUGAACUUUUUACAGAUAUGGCCAUGCAUGAUUUUAUCGAAAAAGCUAAACAUGGUGGUAUAUCUAUAGCCUGUCAACGAUAUUUUAAGGCCAAUAAUCCUAAGAUAGGAAAGGAAUUUA
This is a messenger RNA of Funneliformis geosporum, 407 nucleotides long. NCBI's taxonomy places the organism in Eukaryota, Fungi, Glomeromycota, Glomeromycetes, Glomerales, Glomeraceae. The record is from the annotation of a GenBank genome assembly.